Molecule: messenger RNA, 1528 nt
Organism: Priapulus caudatus
Lineage: Eukaryota; Metazoa; Priapulida; Priapulimorpha; Priapulimorphida; Priapulidae
Product: probable inactive tRNA-specific adenosine deaminase-like protein 3
Exons: 1
Coding region: 314-1450 (378 amino acids)
Biological process (GO): tRNA wobble adenosine to inosine editing
Cellular component (GO): cytoplasm; nucleus
Molecular function (GO): tRNA-specific adenosine-34 deaminase activity
Source: RefSeq, a predicted model, not a curated record
CUUAUUAAGCUAUUUUAUAAGUAGCCCGUUGCAUCCUCGUACGUGCAUGGUCAUCAUCAUGUUCCGUAUAAUUUAUUCACUCACGACACAUGGUGCACGGACCGCUAAUGCUAUGUAAUAAUGAAGUUUCCUCCACUGCAAGUUAUAUGUUACAACUGUUGUGAACUUGAACAGGACAAUAAAUUGUCCUAACGCGUAGAUAAAUUAGAAAAGCAAAGCAAAUUAGUUAAUUAUGAGUAGCAACAAAAGUACAGUCAGCAUCACAUCUUACACUUACAGUGACAGUGUUACACCUAAAUCAUAGAAAUAAGCCAUGACAUGUGCAAAGAAAUUGAAAACUGCUGUGGACUGUGAAGAGGAGCGACACUGGAUCCUCCCUGUAUUGGCACAACAUAUCACUACAAACACUAUCGAACUCGAUACGGUUUAUGCCGGUGCUAUUGAAGACAAAAAGGUCACCUCUCGUCUUCUCAAGGAGUUGUGCAUUGCCUAUCCACUGAAAUUGCACCAGCACCUGAAAAGAAUCAGAAAUUCUGGAACUGGAAAGAACGUGAGACUGGAAGUACUGCUCUGCUGUGAGCGCGACUUGCCGUGCCCCGAAGAAAGGAUCCGCUCCCAAAUGCAUGCGACGCUCGAGGCGAACAACGUAAGCACGGAAGGACUAGGAAACGUAUACCUAGCGAAAGUGCCGAGGUCUUCGCCUCUCACCCGCGCUCAGUACCGCGAGGCUAUCGCCUACUGGCCGACGCAGUUUCACGAGGACAAGCAGCUGGAAUUGCUUCUCGAUGGCCGUUAUUUCGGCAGCGCGGACAGGACGAAGAUUGAAAACCACAUGCGAACGGCGAUUUCUCGCGCGCGGAACUCGACGGGCGAAGCGCGCGUCGGCGCCGUCUUCGUCGACCCGCUAUCGGACACGGUCGUUUGCUCUUCGUGCGACCUGCGCGACGCUGAGCAUCCGUUCCACCACGCGCCGAACGUCUGCGUCGAUCUCGUGGCAAGAAGCCAGGGCGGUGGCGCGUACGAAUACAACGGUGUCUCCGCGAACCCCGAUAGCUCGGACUCGCCGUGCUUCGUUCGCGAGCUACGUCGUUGCAGUCCAGAGGCAGAAGUGCCGCGUGCGCCCGACGAGAGGACGCCUGGCACGCGAGAGUUGGAGGGGCACAAAGGCAGGACCGCGACGGUCGACAAAGGCCUCGCAAGAAAUUCCGCGGGCUUGCCCUACUUGUGUACUGGCUACGACUUGUACACGACCCGCGAACCUUGCGUUAUGUGCGCGAUGGCCUUGUUGCAUUCUCGUAUCAGGCGGGUCUUUUAUGGAUGUUCAGUACCAGGUGGUGCCUUGGGGUCAUAUUACAAUAUACAUGUCCAACCUGAGCUAAAUCAUCAUUUUGAGGUGUUCCGAGGCAUUCUGCAGGAAGAGUGUAAAAAACUGCAAUGGGACACCGUGUAAUUUUUACUAAGGUAAUGAAUCGGUAGAAAUGUAUCAUGUAAUUUAUAUUAUAAUUUCGUUUUGUGUGUACUCGUGAAA